Molecule: messenger RNA, 876 nt
Organism: Zasmidium cellare ATCC 36951
Lineage: Eukaryota; Fungi; Ascomycota; Dothideomycetes; Mycosphaerellales; Mycosphaerellaceae
Exons: 2
Coding region: 1-876 (291 amino acids)
Biological process (GO): mitochondrial citrate transmembrane transport
Source: RefSeq, a predicted model, not a curated record
AUGGAGAAACGGAAACCUUCAACAGCAACUAGCAUCAUCGCUGGAUCUAUUGCAGGAGCUUCAGAGACUCUUGUGACUUACCCUUUCGAAUACAUCAAGACCCGCCGACAGUUUCCGUCAACAAAGAAUCUCUCGUCAUACGCCAUUGUCCGCUCAACGAUCUCAACCUCAGGCCUCUGUGGUCUCUACUCUGGCUGCGCAGUACUGGCAGCAAGCAAUGCAGCAAAAUCUGGAAUUCGAUUCUUCGCUUUCGAAUCAGCGCGGUCGAACCUGAGUUCUUUCUUUCCUUCUCUCGCAGCGCAUGGCAUGCUCAAUGUCACCGCUGGAUUGUGCGCUGGCAUUGCAGAGAGUGUACUCGUCGUGACACCAGGCGAAGCUGUCAAGACACGGAUUGUCAACGCCGCUGCAAGCACUGCCACUAAAACUCAAGUGUCGACAACUCAAGUCAUCCGCGAAAUGCUCCGUCAAAAUGGCCUCGUUUCGUUUUGGCGAGGUUUAGGGCCAGUCCUCUGCAAACAAGGAACCAACAGCGCCGUUCGCUUCUCAACUUUUGGGGCAUUCAAAGACCUUCUCAACCGAUCAGAUACCGUUCGGACCUACGCAGGCCAAUCUGUCGUUACCUUUACUGCUGGAGCUGGAAGUGGAGUUGUUACUGUGUAUGCUAGCAUGCCUUUCGAUAAUAUCAAGACCAGGCUUCAAAUGCAAAGCGCUGGCAACGAAGGACUAUUCUCGUGUGCUAGGAGAAUGCUACUUCAGGAGGGCAUCGCGGUCUUUUGGAAGGCUACAACUCCGAGGCUUGCAAGACUGACGCUGAGUAGUUCGAUAACGUUCACUGUGUACGAUUACGUGAUUCGGGCGACGAGGAGUAUGGCGUAG